UUCUGACGUCACAAGUGUCAAAUUCCAAGGAUUUUUUUUUGCUGAAAAAAACUUGCCUGGACAAAGACCAACAUUUCCCUUGUGAAUGUGAAAACGCCGUGGAGUAUUGUACAUACUGUACUUUGAAGAAAAGAGGUCAGUACAAUACAGUACCGUGUGGAGCAUGGCUAGGAUGGCGGCCAUCAGGCCCGAUGAAGGCCUGAUGAUGAUGCAGGAGCUGGACGACCGCCUCAAGGAGCAGAUUGACAGACUGGAACACGUCCGUCUGGCCGCCAUUGAACUGAAGGACAACGUCAACCAAUCUGUGGGGGACAAUGAUCUCUCCCAGUCGCUUAGUGAUCAUUUGGAGUGGCUGAAUCAUUUGUCAGAACGUGUGGAGAGCCUUCACACCAACACUGCUGUUUUUGUACAGAUGAAUCCAAAGCCUCGGGCUUGGUCAGGGAAGCAGGGCUCCAAACAUGGCUACCGCUGGGGGCGUGUCCACGUGGCUGACGAUGUCCACUCUGAGUUUGGAUGGUCACCCAUACGCACCCGGAGAAACAGUGAUGCUGCCUCUGAAAUGUCUUGUAACUGGUGAACCCCAUGGUGAAGGAUUAUGGAACCCGACCAUCAAGUGGACACAACUCAUUAUUACACCUUACACGUCAAUAUUAUGCAAAUUACAUUGUUAUUACUUGCUUAGAUCUAUUCUGUUGUUUUUAUUCUCUUUAGAACUUUAUACGCUUUAUAGACAGGUCAACUGACCAACCAACCUACUAACUGAGGACAAACUAGCGCUAAUAGCAAGUAACUCAUCCCUAAACCACCCUACUAACUGAUUGGCUCACUAACAAACAAACCGUACCGUUUUUAAGAACUACCUCCUUAUUAAAACCAAUACCAAUACCAGCUAUUUGAUUGCGUUAGUCAGCUACUAAUACAUACCAUUUAUGUAAAUAGAAGAUUAAAGUUUCUGAGCCAAAACAUGGUUAACAAUGUUUUAUUGCAUAUCAUUGUGCAAGUGUAGCUAAUGUUGUGACAGGGGACACAUAACGUAAUAUAUGACGUCAAGUGUGAAAUCAGGACACGUCCAUAUAUGGGUGUCAGGUAUCGUGCACCGCCGACAGGGGGCGCGUCUUGUCUUUGCGUCACUGUUCACUCAUGUGUUGUCAAUAAAGCUUUGGGGAGAACGCGUGGUGUUGGCUGUCUGGUACUUGUAAAAAGAAAAGGCAGGGCGUUGGGUAUAAAUACUACUAAAACUUUAACUGUCCUCCCAAAACGGAUUGGGAAGUAUUUUUUUCUGUAUUUGAGCCUUAACUUGCCUUGUAUCGUUUGGAAAAACAGCGAGAGAAAAUGGCAGAGAGCGACUGGGACACCGUGACUGUUUUGAGGAAGAAGGGGCCGACUACUGCUCAGGCCAAGUCGAAGCAGGCCAUCACCUCAGCUCAGAGACGAGGGGAGGAAGUGGAGACUACCAAGAAAUGGGCUGCGGGGCAAAACAAACAACACCUUGUGACAAAGAACACGGCCAAACUGGACCGCGAGACGGAGGAGCUCCACCACGACAGGGUCUCCUUGGAGGUGGGCAAAGUCAUCCAGAAGGGGAGACAGGAUAAAGGCCUCACCCAGAAAGACCUCGCCACUAAAAUUAACGAGAAGCCACAAGUGAUCGCAGACUACGAGAGUGGGAAAGCCAUCCCCAGCAACCAGGUGAUGGGCAAGAUCGAGAGAGCAAUCGGUCUGAAGCUGCGUGGGAAAGACAUUGGCCUACCCGUGGAGGCAAAACCCAAGAAGAAAUGAACACAAAGCCUCGAAAUCAGCCCUCCCCACCCACGCCACGCCACCCUUAAUCCCUCUCCUCUCCCUUCUCCCCGGGCUGAUAUGACCAGCGUUCCCGCCUGAGGACCUGGUUCUCCACUUGCAUCACAGGCUGCACACGGACAAGCCAACAACACCGACGCAACAGAGCAUUUCUUUUCUUUUGCUUCGACUCUGGCAUGACCCUGUCUCAUUGUGGUGGAAAAUGGCUUACUUCAAAGUGGAUCAUCUUGCCAACAAUGUGGGUGUGGUCCUUUUGAAGAAGGCCUGAGCAUGUUUUAAUGGCCAAAAGUGCUUGAAUGCAUCUUUUUUUUUUCCACACUUAGCGACAGUUUGCGUGGAUGUCAUUAGCAGUGGUGAAAUGUUUUUAAUGCUCUGCUUUGUUUCGUUAGAAAAUAAAGUUUGGCAAUUCACA
Doryrhamphus excisus (bluestripe pipefish) is the source of this 2212-nucleotide messenger RNA. It is a transcript of the gene edf1, whose product is annotated as endothelial differentiation-related factor 1. Gene Ontology annotation, cellular component: nucleus. Lineage: Eukaryota; Metazoa; Chordata; Actinopteri; Syngnathiformes; Syngnathidae. Gene Ontology annotation, molecular function: DNA binding. The record is from RefSeq and is a predicted model, not a curated record.